GCGCACUCCGCCGCUGCCACGCCUUCUCCGCGCCCAUUGGUCAGCCUCCUGGGGGGCGCGACCUGGCAACCAAUUAGCGGCCUACUCGCUCCGCCACCCCGCCCCGGCGCCUUCUCUUGGGGGGUCGCGUCCCUAGAGAGGGAGCCCGGGCGGGGUGGAGGGGCCCUGCCCCGCUCCCACACCUGCUGGGGCUCCCCAUCGUCCAGCCUCUUGUCCCCGCAUAUACCCUCGGGAGUUUGUGUGGGUCCCCCACCGCCCUGCCUCCUGUACCCCCAUGUACCUCGGGGGUGCACCUCUGCUCAGCUCCCACCCUGCGGGGCCCCCCACUGCCCCACCUCCUGUACCUCCAAGUACUUUUUGGGGGCGUGUGUGUCCCUGCACACCCCCCAGUGCUCUGCCUCCUGUACCCCCAAGUACUUUGGGGUAUACCUCUGCACAGCUCCCACCCUGCGGGGGCCCCCCACUGCCCCUGCAGCUCCUAGGGCCCUCCCUUGAGACUUUCCGAAGAGGGCAGGGGGAUUCAGCACCCUGCCUUUCCUCGUCAUUGUGGGUAUCUGCAUGAUUGGAGUCUUCUGGCCCUGCUCGUUCACUGCCUGCUCCACGUGGGUGGCACUGGGGCUCUCCAAAUUCCAUCACUUCCCAAAGCAGUGUUUCAAUCAGGAAUCACUCAGUAAACACACAGUGCCUAGGACGUCCCAGCACUGUGGGAAAGGCAGAAGAUAGUUCCUGCCCUCCAGGAAGGAGCUCACAAUCUAGCUGUGGAGACCUCAUGCCAACAAGAUAUGUAUGCACCAAUAACUGGGAAUAAGUAGAGGGAAGGCCCUGGCACGAAGGUGAUUCAGGGAAGGCUUCCUGGAGGAGGUGGGCUUUUAAUUGGGACUUAAAGGAAGCCAGGGAGGUCAGUCCUCAAAGCGGAGGAGGGAGACAUUCCAGGCCAGCAGGACAGCCAGGGAGAAAGCCUGAAGCCGAGGUGUGGGCUCAUUCAAUGAGCACCUUGCUUGUUUCACAUCUUUUGCCACCACAAAAAGGGCCUUUAGGAACAUUUGGGUUGGAGCACGUUUCUUUCUGACUUUGACUUCCUUGGGAUCAUUGGGUCAGAUGGCGACAUUGGAUUAGAUCACAUAAAGUACAUAUUAAGGAAUUCCUGUGCUAAACUCUGGGAUUAGGAAUAAAAGGAAAAAGAAAGACACUCCUUUCCCUUGUCAGUCAGUGGUCUCCUAUCUCCAGCUGGCUCUCAGACAUCUCCAGCCACAUGUCCAGUAGACACCUUAAACUUAUCAUGUCCAAAACCAAACUCAUUGUCUUUGCCCCACUUCUACCUUCCCUGUCACUGUCUAGGGCAGGGCUUCUUAGCUUUUUCCACUCUUGACCCCUUUAGCAGUUGGGCAGUGUUCAUUGGCAUUGUGUGGCCUGAGGGUGUGCACAGGGCAAAGUGGGUGUGUUUUGUGUUCAGAACCAAGGCUGCUGUGAAGCUGCAUGGGCAAGCACUGCCAGAAACACGUCAGAUUCAUAAUGUGUGGUCACUGCUCAUUCAGAAACCUUUUACUGUUAACAAAUUUUUCUCUACCCCACGUGGGGUCAAGACCCACAGUGUAAGAAAAGCUGGUCUAGGGCACCCCCAUCCUUCUGGUCCCUCAGGCCCCCAACUUAGGCUCUUCCUGGACUCCUCACUCUCUCUCACCCUCAUGUCCAGUAUGGUGCCAAGGCCUGUUGAUUUCACCUCUGCAGCAUCUCUUGAAUAUGCCCCUCUGACGCUGCCCCCAUCCCAGUGCAGACCUUCAUCACCUUACCCCUUGAUUACUGCAAUAGCUCCUGGGGGGAUUGGGGGGAGAAGGUCUGCCUGUCUCAAAUCUCUCCCCACUCUAGAUUAUCCUGCACUCAGCCGCCAAAGUGAACUUCCUAAAGGGCAGGCUGACCUUGUCACCCCUCCUCAGUAAACUCCAGUGGUUCCCAGUCACCUCCAGGGUCAAAUACAGAGUCUUCUGUUGGGUGUUCAAAGCCCUUCAUAACCUGCCCCUCCAACCCCCGCCCGUCCACCUUUCUAGACUUGUUAUACUUCACUCCCUUCCAGUUCCUGUGAGCCAGGGACACUGGCCUCCUGGCUGGUCAAGUCAAGUAAAAAACAUUGACUCCCCUCAAGUUUUCCAUUGGCUGCUCUGCUUGACCAACUCCUCAGAACAACAUGCCCUGCCCCCACCUCCCCACCCCAGGAUAGGCUGAUCACCUGAAGUCUCAUUACUACCACCAGUGACUUGGGUUUGAUAUUCUUCAGCAUCUCACUCCCCCCACGCCCUUUCCCCUCUCCCCUCUAUUUGGAAGGCUGGAGGGCGAAGCUCCCAACUCUUCUCAAAGCCUUCUGUCUACUAGACUGGAACUGGUCUCUAACCUGCAGGCGGCUGGAGCCAAACAAAGCAGGCUAGUGUCAGGAGAGCCAGAAAUCAAGUAGAAGUUUAAUUAACUUCAGAGUGAGGAAAACGCUUGGAAGUAGAAGGAAGGAGAGCUUGAUGUGCUGGGGCACAUGAAAACCAUAACACAGUCAUUCUUAGGUCUUGAGUAAACAGUUCCCAGGGCUGGCCCAUGCGAUGCAUGCAAGUCCCGGGUCCUGUGGGAGCAAUCUCCAAGUUGACUGGAAUCAUUGUCUAACAGUCCUUGAGCUUUGUGAUCAUUCAGCAGGGUACAGAACCGGACUUAGUGUGGCGGGAACAGGAGUGCAGUAUCUGGUUUGGUUCACUUGGCAGUUACAAGAAACAGGUUGUGAGCACGUCAGGAGGUGUGAUGGAUGGCUUUCUGCUGCAGCACGUCAGCUGCUUCUGGCUCUCAGGUGCCUGGGAAAUAGGGGGAGCUCCAACAAACCCAGUUAUUGAUCACAUGAAGAUCACAAAUCCCUCAGAGAACGCCUGGUGCUGGUCAAAGCAACGCAUUUUGCCAGCGGGUGAGCACAAAGGAUUGUUGCUAUGCCAAGCUCAGGGCACAGCCUGCUCGCUGCGCCUGAGCUGGGGAAACAGAGGCCUCCAAAUGUUCUGCCACUUCUUUGGUGGAGGUACCACAGCUUCCUGGUAACUCCAUCUUUCCUCCAGCUUGUCUUUGACUCCACAGAACAACAGGCCCCUGCAGCUGGCACCGCCUGGCUCCCCCCAGCCCUCUUCAGCUUCCUUCAGUGUGUGGUCUUCCCCCAUUAGAUUGGAAGCUUCCUGAGGGCAGGAACUGGCUCUUUGCACAUAGUAUGUGUUGAAUAAAUGUUUACUGAAUCGAACCUAUUUGGGGGCAGGUGCUGGGCCAGGCAUUAGGGAUACAAAGAAAGGCAAACUUUCUCCCGACUGUGCUUUUUCUGUGGCUGUCACCCGUGCCUGGAACACUCUGUCCUCACCUCUGCCUCCCGGCUUUCUCGGCUUCCUUCAGGUUCCAGAUAAAAUCCUGCCUUCUACAAAAGCCUGCUCCCAUCCCCCUUAAUUCCAGUGCCUUCCCUCUGUUGGCCUGGUCCAGUUUAGCCUGUCAGUUUCUUGUGUGUGCCAGUGUGUCCCCAGUUAAGCCACAGGCCUUUCUUGGUGUUCCCAGCACGCAGCACAGCACUCUACACUUAGCAGGUGCCUACUAAAUGCUUGUUGAUUGACUCAAGAAGCUUCAUCUAGUCAGGUAAACAAAAGGGAGCUGAAAGGGGGGAGGGAAGGGAUGUCCCCAACAUCAGGACGAGGUAGAAGUUCGUCUGACUGAGCCGCUAGAGACAAACACGGUCCUGCUGCUUCCUGGGGGGGCUCCCGGGGGGAGCGCACCCUCUGAACCAGUGGGGGACUUUCCUGCCUGGUGCCAGAUGCUUUUCCCAGAAAGGUUGAACCAGUUCACAUUUCCACCCCCACUGUAUUCACGUGCCUGUGUGAUGAAGCUGUUUGCCUUAUAACCUCGACUAAAAGAAGCAAGGGAGAAAAGCAGCUGAGCAGAAGCUGCAGUUGCCUCCGGGGGCCUGACAAUACGGGCAGAUGUCACACCCCAGCCCCCACAGCUGUGAGCCACUUGCUGCUGCUGCUGAGGGUAUCUGGGGGACCUGGAAGCACACGCCGCAGACUGGGACUCUGGGCACUUCUCUGGGUCAAAAGCUUACUGCCUGCUUGUUGACUGACUCUCCGCAGAGUGUUCCUCUUCCUUCCCAGUUCCACCUUCUGAGGACUUGGCUUUUCCCAAAGAGGAGACAUAGAAAGGACAGAAUGGCCUCUGGGCUCCUAAUAGCCAGGGCACACCAGGGUAAGUCUGACCAAGCACAGCCUGUCCCCUCCCACCCCCACCUGUUAGGAGGCAGUCCAGGGAGUGGCAUCUCCAUUUUACAGGGGUCAGUGACCUUCCAGGACGUGGCCGUGGACUUCUCCUGGGAGGAGUGGGGGCACCUGGGCCCCGCCCAGAAGGAACUGUACCGGGAGGUGAUGCUGGAGAACUACGGGAACCUGGUGUGCCUAGGGCUUGCUGUUUCCAGUCCAGAUGUCGUCUGCCAGCUGGAGAGAGGGGAAGGACCUUGGAUGCCUGAGGGAGAUGUACCAGGGAGCAGCUGUGCAGGUUGGGAGACCAAGUUUUCAACUCCAAAACUGGGCAUUGCUCUUAAAGAAUCAUCUCAGGAAACAUUAACAAGGGUUGAUAUAUGUGUCUCCAAAUUAGGAGAUGCCUGGAAACUUAAAGCCAAUUUAGAAACUCUUCAGAACAAUAAGGAAAAGAGUAUCUGUAAAUAUGAUACCUAUAGAGAAGGCGAGUAUAAUGAAUGUGGGAAACCCUUCACGUAUAAUUCAGGCCUUAUGGAGUAUCAGACAAUUCAUAUUAAUGAGAAGCCUUAUGAAUGUCAUGAAUGUGAAAAGGCCUUUAGUCAGAAAGCAGAAUUUAGACAACAUCAGAGAAUUCAUACUGGAGAGAAACCUCAUGAAUGCAAUGAAUGUGGCAAGGCUUUCCGCCGUAGUUCGCAGCUUACUGAACAUCAGAGAAUUCAUACUGGAGAGAAACCUUAUGAAUGUAAUGAAUGUGGCAAAGCAUUCCGACAGAGGUCAAAACUUACUCGACAUCAGAGAAUUCAUACUGGAGAGAAAACUCAUGUUUGUAAUGAAUGUGGGAAAGCCUUCCACCAGAGCUCAGCACUUAAUCAACAUCAAACAGUUCAUACUGGAGAGAAACCUUAUGAAUGUCAGGAAUGUGGGAAAGCUUUCAGCCUAAGCACACGAUUUAUUGUACACCAGCGAAUUCAUACUGGAGAGAAACCUUAUGAAUGUCAUGAAUGUGGAAAAGCCUUCCACCAGAGAACAGGACUUACUGAACAUCAGCGAAUUCAUACUGGAGAGAGAGCUUACAAAUGUAACAAAUGUGGGAAGACCUUCUGCCAGAGAACAGGACUUACUCAACAUCAGAGAAUUCAUACUGGAGAGAAACCUUAUGAAUGUAAGGAAUGUGGAAAGGCCUUCUGCCAGAGAACAAGGCUUACUCAGCAUCAGAGAAUUCAUACUGGAGAGAAACCUUUUGAAUGUAAGGAAUGUGGGAAGGCCUUUCGAGUAAGAACACUGCUUACUCAACAUCAGAUAAUUCAUACUGGAGAAAAACCUUUUGAAUGUAAGGAAUGUGGGAAGGCUUUCCGCCUGAGCACAGGGCUUAGUGAACAUCAGAGAAUUCAUACUGGAGAGAAACCUUAUGAAUGUAAUGAGUGUGGAAAGGCUUUCCGUUGGAGUGCAGGACUUAGUCGACAUCAGACAAUUCAUACUGGAGAGAAACCUUUUGAAUGUAGUGAAUGUGGGAAGGCCUUCCGCCUGAGCACAGCACUUACAGAACAUCAGAGAAUUCACACUGGAGAGAAACCUUUUGAAUGUAAUGAAUGUGGGAAGGCCUUCCGUCUAAGCAUAGGACUUACUGAACAUCAGAGAAAUCAUACUGGAGAAAAACCAUAUGAAUGCAGUGAAUGUAGGAAGGCCUUCAGCCAGAGCACACAGCUUAAUCGACAUCAGAGAAUUCAUACUGGAGAGAAACCAUAUGAAUGCAAUGAAUGUGGGAAGGCCUUUUGCCAAAGAGCAAACCUCACACAACACCAAACAGUUCACACUGGUGAGAAGCCUUAUGAAUGUAAUGAAUGUGGGAAAGCUUUUAGCCAAAGCACAGCACUUACUGGACAUCUGAGAAUUCACACUGGAGAGAAACCUUAUGAAUGCAAUGAAUGUGGGAAGGCCUUCCGUUUGAGGACAGGACUUACUGAACAUCAGCGAAUUCAUACUGGACAGAAACCAUAUGAAUGUAAUGAAUGUGGAAAGGCUUUCCGCCUGAGCAAACAACUUACUCAACAUUACAGAAUUCACACUGGAGAAAAACCAUAUGAAUGUCAUGAAUGCAGGAAAGCCUUCCGCUGGCGUUCACAGCUUGCUGAACAUCAGCUGAUUCAUACAGGGGAGAAACCUUAUGAAUGUAAUGUAUGUGCGAAGGCCUUUUGCCGAAAUUCACAGCUCACUCAACAUCAGACAGUUCAUACUGGAGAGAAACCUUAUGAAUGCAAUGAAUGUGGGAAGUUGUUCCGCCUUAGCAUACAGCGUAUUCAACAUCAGAGAAUUCACACUGGAGAGAAGCCUUAUGACUGUAAUGCAUGUGGCAAGGCCUUCCGUCAGAGCGUACAACUUACACGACAUAAGAGAAUUCAUACCGGAGAGAGAGCUUAUGAAUGUAAUGACUGUGGGAAGGCCUUUUGCCAAAAAACAGGACUUACUCAGCAUCAGCGAAUUCAUAGUGGAGAAAAACCUUAUGAAUGUAAUCAAUGUGGGAAGACCUUUUGCCAAAGUUCUCAGCUUACUCGACAUCAGAGAAUUCAUACUGGAGAGAGAGCUUAUGAAUGUAAUGACUGUGGGAAGGCCUUUUGCCAAAAAACAGGACUUACUCAGCAUCAGCGAAUUCACAGUGGAGAAAAACCUUAUGAAUGUAAUCAAUGUGGGAAGACUUUCUGCCAGAGCUCACAACUUACUCGACAUGAGAAAAUUCAUACUGGAGAGAAACCUUAUGAAUGUAAUGAGUGUAAAAAGGCCUUCACUCGAAGGGCAGAUCUAAAUCAACAUAACAGAAUUCAUACUGGAGAGAAACCUUUUGAAUGUAAUGAAUGUGGGAAGUCCUUCCAUCAGAGAACAGGACUUACUGAACAUCAGAGAAUUCAUACAGGAGAGAAAACUUAUGAAUGCAAUGAAUGUAGGAAAGCCUUCAGUCGUAGGGCAGAUCUUAAACAGCACAACAGAAUUCAUACUGGAGAGAAACCUUUUGGUUGUAAUGAAUGUGGAAAGGCAUUCCGUCUGAUCACAGGACUUGCUGAACAUCAGAGAAUUCAUACUGGUGAAAAACCUUUUGAAUGUAAUGAAUGUGGCAAGGCCUUCCGCCUAAUCACUGGUCUUGCAGAACAUCAGCGAAUUCAUACUGGAGAGAAACCAUAUGAAUGUAAGGAAUGUGGGAAGGCUUUCAGCCAGAGCACACAACUUAAUAGACAUCAGAGAAUUCAUACUGAAGAGAAACCAUAUGAAUGCAAUGAAUGUAGAAAGACCUUUCGUCAGAGAGCUCACCUUACACAACAUCAGACAGUUCAUACUGGAGAGAAGCCUUAUGAAUGUAAUGAAUGUGGGAAAGCUUUUAGGCAAAGCAUAGGACUUAUUGGACAUCUGAGAAUUCAUACAGGAGAGAAACCUUAUGAAUGCACUGAAUGUGGGAAGGCCUUCCGCCUGGUCACAGGACUUACUGAACACCAGAGAAUUCACACUGGAGAGAAACCACAUGAAUGUAACGAAUGUGGGAAGGCCUUCACCAAGCGCACACAGCUGAACAGACAUCAUAAAAUUCACACUGGAGAAAAACCUUAUAAAUGCCACAAAUGUGGGAAGGCCUUUGGUCAGAAAGCACACCUUACUCAACACCAGACCAUUCACACUGGUGAGAAGCCUUAUGAAUGUCACGAAUGCGGAAAAGGUUUUAGCCAAAGAACAGGACUUAAUGGACAUCUGAGAAUUCACAUUGGAGAGAAGCUUUAUCAAUGUAAUUAA
This is a messenger RNA of Phascolarctos cinereus (koala), 8018 nucleotides long. RefSeq lists its product as uncharacterized. NCBI's taxonomy places the organism in Eukaryota, Metazoa, Chordata, Mammalia, Diprotodontia, Phascolarctidae. Gene Ontology annotation, cellular component: nucleus; nucleoplasm. Gene Ontology annotation, biological process: negative regulation of transcription by RNA polymerase II; regulation of immune system process; regulation of cytokine production. The record is from RefSeq and is a predicted model, not a curated record. Gene Ontology annotation, molecular function: RNA polymerase II cis-regulatory region sequence-specific DNA binding; DNA-binding transcription repressor activity, RNA polymerase II-specific.